AUGAUGAUUUAUCAAAGUGUCAAAACUAAUUAUUUGUCAAUCUUAUCCAAAUUUCUUGUACGUUGAUUUUUUUUUGUGUGGAAAAUGACGAAUACUAAUUCCGAUAAACCAUCUGAAAAGAAACACGCCGAAAAUUGUGAUUUAACUUCGGAAAGUGUGACAAGCGUUCAAAGUAAAAGAAGUGUUAGAAGUUCAAGAAGUACCAAAAGUGCCGUGAGUGUUAAGAGUACACGAGCCAACGGAGGCGGUGACACCAAUACCAACAAUCAAAGAAACGUUGAUAAUAUAUCAACUUGCUGUUGCUGUCCUAAUUGUCCCCAAAAAAAUCCAAUUCUCCCGCCAAAAUUAAGGAAAGAUAUUGAGAGUAAUAGUAUAAAUGAAGUGGUGCCACCUAUAAUUCCCAAAAGUCCAAACGUUCCAAGCAAAGCUACACCUCGAGAAGCUUCUCCAGCUCCAUCAGUAAGAUCUGUAAAAUCCGUCAAGUCAACGAAAUCUGUCGAGGAAAAAGAGCAAAGAGCUGAAGCACGUCAAGAAUCGAAUAACGUCAUCGGGAAGCAGGUGGUUGAAAAACCAGUAGAAUUAAGAGCCAGCAUUUUGUUGAACUAUUGUGAGUGCGCAAGGAAGAAUGGACUUCAAGACUUCUGUCCAAGAUAUAAAUGCCAACAACCAAUAAACGACAUUUAAUUGCCAUUAGUUAUAACAUAAUAUUAUUAAUAGCUUUAGUGGCUUCGACACAAGCAGGUCUCUUGGGAGCCCCAACAGCUUAUUCUACCGUUUCGUCGCAUGGUUUUAUCGGUAGUCCUGCUUAUGCUGCUCCAGCCAUUUCUUACGCUUCACCAGCAUUAACUACACACGCUUAUGCCGCUCCUGCUUUAUCUACAUAUGCCGCCCCUGCUUUACCGACUUAUGCUGCUCCAGCGUUGACGACACAUACCUAUGCCGCCCCUACAAUUUAUAAACAAGCCGCGACGGUAGUUAAAGCUGCACCAGCUGUAGAUUAUGCGGCCUACCCUAAAUACCAGUUCAAUUAUGGAGUAGCUGACGGACACACAGGAGACCAGAAAAGUCAAUCUGAGUACCGUGACGGCGAUACUGUCAAAGGACAAUAUUCCUUAGUAGAACCAGACGGUACAAUACGUACAGUAAAAUACACUGCCGAUGAUCAUAAUGGUUUCAAUGCCGUCGUAACCAGAUCCGGACACGCAGCCCAUCCUGCUACUCCAGUAGUUGCACAAAAAGUCAUCUCUCCUGCCAUUGCUGCACACUACAGCGUCGCACCAGCUCAUGAAUUUGGUGGAUACUAUGAUCACGGUUAUGGUAUUAAAGGUUAAUCGACUGGUUGCAGCAACGUAAUUCGUACAAUACCCGAAGGGUUACAGGGGAAUUGAAGCUCUACGACUGCCAUAUUUUUAUUUUCGGCUUGUUCCUGCUGUGUUGCGCUAUCUAAUUUAUUGCCUUACAUUAAAGCAAGGACUUGGUUAGUGUGAAUUGUACUAAAUAAUCUAUGAAUACAUUUCCAGGAAAGUCAGAUUUAUUGGAUCUGAAUUUUUUGGACUAAAUUGUGAAUACGACCGCUAUGCCAAAUGACUCUUGUUUAUAUGUUGUUCUUCUUCUGCGCUUGUACUAGUAAUCUAAUAGAUUUAUUAUGUAUAUAAUCUAGUAGUUUGUAUGUUUUUUACAAAUAUAUCAUGUGAAUGAAA
Messenger RNA from Diorhabda carinulata, 1700 nucleotides. Its product is annotated as cuticle protein 19-like. The record is from RefSeq and is a predicted model, not a curated record. Lineage: Eukaryota; Metazoa; Arthropoda; Insecta; Coleoptera; Chrysomelidae. The transcript is spliced from 5 exons. Gene Ontology annotation, cellular component: extracellular matrix. The coding region runs from base 657 to 1331 and encodes 224 amino acids.